Molecule: messenger RNA, 3342 nt
Organism: Misgurnus anguillicaudatus (oriental weatherfish)
Lineage: Eukaryota; Metazoa; Chordata; Actinopteri; Cypriniformes; Cobitidae
Gene: il2rb
Product: interleukin 2 receptor, beta
Biological process (GO): cytokine-mediated signaling pathway; immunoglobulin mediated immune response
Cellular component (GO): external side of plasma membrane; membrane
Molecular function (GO): protein binding; cytokine receptor activity
Source: RefSeq, a predicted model, not a curated record
GUAAAGGAGUGCAUUUGUCAAAAAAAGCAAGACUGCGACAAAGUGAGAGUGAAAGGUCGAACAAGUAGAGCGAUGCAGACAAGAUGCUCAUGACAGAUAGAGGAGGGGCAGAUCGAGAAAGAGAGAGAGAGAGAGAGAGAGAGGUGAAAGGAAGAGAGGAAAUUAUAAGGGUCAGGUAGAAAGUCAGACAACUGCAUCCAUGGUGCCUGCGCAGACAGCUGUUUGACAGACAGCUGAAGGAUCUAAGUAGUGAUGAAGGAUUUCUGGUAUACCGCUGUCCUUAUUUUCAUCAUGUUUCAUGAAAGCACCCAGUCAAGUCAAAGACAAACUGGAGGUCUGAUCUGUGUAAACGACUACCUGAAAAACAUUUCCUGUGUGUGGGGGAACUCGACGGAUUUCUCCGCUCAGCGAUGUGAACUUCGGGGGAUCAGAGAUAAGAAUUUGCCAGUCAGCAGUUGUGAGCUGGUGCCACUGAACAGUCAUUCAUAUUCUGAAAGAGGUUGUGUUUUAACCUUUACCAUGCCGAACUUUAUCUUUCUUGAUGAAAUCAUCUUGAGUGUGACUUGUAAUGGAUCUCUCAUCACUACAAUGAUGUAUAAACCUUCUCAUAAUAUUAAGACUCAUCCACCGGAUAAGCCCACUGUGAGUGGGGUCAACAUAACCUGGAGUAAAGGUGUAAACUUCCCUGAGAGCUUAGAAGAAUAUGAAUUCGAGGUGCAGUGGAAAUCAAAAGACGUAGGAUGGGAGAUGGCGACAACUAGGCACGUCUCCCAUGGACCUGACAUUCAGUUGGAUCCUACCCGCCUGACUAUAGGAGAAAAAUACCAGGUUAGGGUGCGUGUGAAGCCGGUUGAACCUAUAAAUGACGAUUACCUCCGAGGGCAAUGGAGCGACUGGAGUCCUGCUGUGUCCUGGAGGUCUGAGGUUGGGAUGUUCGAAACUACAACAUAUGCACCAACAGUUGGAGUCUCCGUCCUGCCUGGCGAUAUCCGAACAGUUUUGCUCAUUGGUUUUCAUAUACUGGUUUUAAUCAUUGUCAUUUCUUUGUUCACCUACAAGGUGAAUAAAAGCAGAGGGUUAAAACCAAAACAACAACACAUUCCAGAUCCUUCCAAAUAUUUUAAACCUCUCCACACUGUCCAUGGAGGAAAUUUCCGGAAAUGGCUGGGCUGUCAGAACUCCAUCGGGCCGUUUCUUAAUCCGCAAUCAUGUGAUGAAAUCUCACCUGUCGAGGUCUCUGAUAUUUUGGAGGUGCCUUUUAUGGAUCCCGCUGCUCAAAUGUCUACCAACGGACUCCUUCACUCCGGUCAGAUGGAUUCUGGAGUUGACAACAGUGGAACCAGCCACGCGUCAUCAUCCAUUUUCUCCAACAUGGGCUACUUCUACAGCAAAUCUCGUUCGGGAUCCUUCCAUCUAGAAACCUGUCCUGUCUAUUUCACAUACCACCCCGAGAAAGACCCGAACUCGGCUUUCUCAUCCCCUGGCUCUUCGUAUGAUCGUUUACAAAGCCCGUGCUUCCAGUCGGAUGAUCCUAUGAGCCCAGACUCUGGGUUUGACAUGCCGGAGCAAUGUGAAGACGACAAAGAUGAUACAGAAAUCAUUGAUAGAGAUGGGAACGCUCUGGUUACCUUCAUAAUGUCCUUAUCUCAGGGUUCCCUCGGUUCUGUUCGCACCACAGAGAGUUUUCAUCCGAUUCCCGUCAUCGUACCUUGGCCUGAACCUGUGGGCUCGCCCAUCUACAAUCCCACAUGUGAGCCUGCAGAUGGCAGCGCUGUCAGACCUUCCUCUCUGAUCGAGCCCUGCGCAAGUGGCUAUCUGACCCUGAAAGAGAUGCAGAAAUACAGCAACAAGUCCAUCUAAGUGCAGGUCUAUUGCAUUCGCAUGAAUAUUCAAAGAUUAUGCAUUAAUUGCUUUUAGCACUGAACUGUAUUGCAUUGGGAGAAUUCAGAGGCGAUACAUUACAACAUCCGGUGGUGAGUUAGUUGUAACGGCUGCUUUGGUUACAACAGCUUUGAACUGUCAUAUCCUACAAGCAUUAUAAGCUACAUUUAAAGUAAUUGUUACCCUUUUGUUCAACAUGUUAUUGGUGAUACCUUGGCAAACUUAAAUAAUACCUUGCAGGAAAAUGCCACUAAGACAAUAUACUGCAAAGUGGCCACAAAUGUUUGGCUGUAAUUAGAGACGCUAUCACUUAAAUCUAUGUCAUAUAGCAUUUUUAUUUUGCAUUAAUUGACAAGUGUUUAAAAAUCUUUAAAAAACUGUGACAUAGCUAAAAGGUUAGAUCUGAAACUUUUAUUUUGAAAACAGAAUUUGCAUCAUCAACAAUGAUUCAUUUAACUGAAGUUCAAAGGGUUUGGUUAAUAUUUGGCUGCUAUUUUUUACUUUUUAUUAUUACUAAAUGCUCUGAACAUGGUAUAAAUGCUGCUUUAUAAAUAUGAAGAGCUCAGAUGCAAAAUCCUUUAAGUGCGUCUGACAUGUUUUUUCAGGCAGUUUAGGUUUUUUAAUUUUACUUUAAAGGCAUGAAAAUGUUAUUGGUCAGUAAUUAAAAUGCCUUAUUUUCACAAAUAUCACGUUCAUUGGUAGCCUACUGAACAAAUUUGAUCGUCUUUCGUUGCAAAACCCUCUAAGUGCAUGCAUAACUUUCCAGUCACUCUUUCAAAUAAACAUAUGCGCGUUGGCAUCCAUCCAAUUCUUCUUUCGUGCACUUAAAGGACUUUGCUGAAAAAUCAGUGUGGUGUUUUGAAUUUUUGAAUGGCCGAGAUUAAGCAGAUUUGAAGCGAAAGUAUUUGAUAAACGUGUAAGAGCAUUCAGUCAAUAUCAACAUCUAAUUUUGGACAUAGGUGGCGUUUAACCGCUUCUGCAUCUGAGCUCAUCGUAUGUAUAUAAAAGUUUUGAGGUUCAUCUUUGCCUUCAAACAGGAAAUCCAUUUAUAGAGCCUAUGAACUGGCAUUAGUGUAGUAUGACAAAACAAAAACAAAACAUAUAUCCAGGCAUUAUCAACACUUGUGCAUACUUCUUCCAUAUUAAAAUAUAUGUGUGUUAUGUAUGUAUGUGUUUCCUAACACAAAUUUCUAUGGAUUGAAGAAGCAUUAUUUGAGCAGUUAUGGAUUGUACCUCUCUACACAGCUUUCAAAGAAUGCUUAAUAUUUAUUAACAAUUUGUUAAUAAAUAUGAAAUGUUCUCCGUAAGCUUCAGCAAUGUGUAUUAUCUUUACUGGUUACAUACGCCUAUAUAAUACUGCUGGAUUAUAUGUAUUCUUGUUUAUAUGUGCACUUAUUUUAUACAAUAUUAUGGUUAUAGUAAUGUUUUGUUUUACUUUUUAUUAAACCAUACUUUUUGUAA